AAAAGGGGGGGGGGCAGAAAAGGCGCCGGCCGGGCCCGAUACACACCAGUAGGAGCCGGGUGGCUGCAGAGAGGAGCCGGAGCCGGGUCGCCGCGCCUCGCCGCGCCUCGCCUCGCCAUGGCGCCCACCCUGGCCACUGCCCAUCGGCGCCGCUGGUGGAUGGCCUGCACCGCCGUGGUGGAAAACCUCCUCUUCUCGGCAGUCCUCCUGGGCUGGGGCUCUCUGCUCAUCAUGCUCAAGUCGGAGGGCUUUUACUCCUACCUGUGUACUGAGCCAGAGAAUGUCACCAACGUCACAGUGGGGGCCACGGCAGAGCUGGAGCAUGAGGAGGUGAGCCGGAUGAAUGGCUGGCUCAGCUGCAAGGCCCAGGAUGAGAUGCUAAACUUGGCCUUCACCGUGGGCUCCUUCCUGCUCAGUGCCAUCACCCUGCCCCUGGGCAUCGUCAUGGACAAGUAUGGCCCGAGGAAGCUCAGGCUGCUGGGCAGUGCCUGCUUUGCUGUCUCCUGCUUGCUGAUUGCGUAUGGAGCAAGUAACCCAAACUCCCUCUCUGUGCUCAUCUUCAUCGCCCUGGCUCUGAAUGGCUUUGGUGGGAUGUGCAUGACUUUUACCUCAUUAACACUGCCCAACAUGUUUGGUGACCUUCGGUCCACAUUUAUUGCCCUGAUGAUUGGAUCCUAUGCCUCCUCGGCGGUCACCUUCCCAGGAGUCAAGGUCGUCUAUGACUUCGGUGCCUCCUUCAUUGUCAUCCUCGUGGUCUGGGCUGGCUGCUCCGGGCUGGUUUUCCUCAACUGCUUCUUUAAUUGGCCCCUGGAACCCUUCCCGGGGCCAGAGGACAUGGACUACACGGUGAAGAUCAAGUUCAGCUGGCUGGGCUUUGACCACAAGAUCACAGGGAAGCAGUUCUACAAGCAGGUGACCACAGUGGGGCGCCGCCUUAGCGUGGGCAGCUCCAUGCGGAGCACCAAGGAGCAGGCAGCCCUGCAGGAGGGCCACAAGCUGUGCCUGUCCACCGUCGACCUGGAGGUCAAGUGCCAGCCUGAUGCCACAGCGGCCCCCUCGUUCAUGCACAGCGUGUUCAGCCCCAUCCUGCUGCUCAGCCUGGUCACCAUGUGCGUCACACAGCUGCGCCUCAUCUUCUACAUGGGUGCCAUGAACAGCAUCCUCCAGUUCCUGGUCAGCGGAGACCAGGCCGUAGUGAUGGCUACCGUGAGCCUCUACACCUCCAUCUUCGGGGUUCUCCAGCUGCUCUGCCUGCUCACCGCCCCCGUCAUUGGCUACAUCAUGGAUUGGAGGCUGAAGGAGUGUGAGGACGCCUCCGAGGAGCCCGAGGAGAAAGACGCCAACCAAGGUGAGAAGAAGAAGAAGAAGCGGGACCGGCAGAUCCAAAAGAUCACCAACGCCAUGCGGGCCUUCGCCUUCACCAACCUGCUGCUCGUGGGUUUCGGGGUGACCUGCCUCAUUCCCAACCUGCCUCUCCAGAUCCUCUCCUUCAUCCUGCACACAAUCGUGCGAGGAUUCAUCCACUCGGCCGUCGGGGGCUUAUACGCCGCCGUGUACCCCUCCACACAGUUUGGCAGCCUCACAGGCCUGCAGUCCCUGAUCAGCGCCCUCUUCGCUCUCCUGCAGCAGCCCCUGUUUCUGGCUAUGAUGGGUCCCCUCCAGGGAGACCCUCUGUGGGUGAACGUGGGCCUGCUGGUCCUGAGCAUGCUGGGCUUCUGCCUCCCCCUCUACCUCAUCUGCUACCGGCGCCAGCUGGAGAGGCAGCUGGAACGGAAGAGAGAGGACGACAAGCUUUUCCUCAAGCUCAACGGCUCGUCCAACCGGGAGGCUUUUGUGUAGCGCCUGCCGUCUCGGAUCACGGCCUCCCGCCCUCUCGCUUCAGUGACUUGAGGUGUCCUCGUCCCCACCCCAGAGGACCUCCACGCACUCCCACCCACCCCCAACCCCAGGAUCCUGUCCUCCACUGUGCUGGAGUCCACGCUCCCUCCCAGGGCCCUGGUCCUGCCUCGGAGCUCUGUGGUGGACAGACGGAUGGGAGAGGGCCUGGACAGACGCUUCUCCUCCUGCUGGAGGCAGGGAGGCUCUGGACUUCACUCCGCCACCCUUGAGGGGCCCUUGAGCCUCAGGGCUCUGUGGUGCCUGCAGGAGGAGCCAGGAGGACCCCCUGGGCUGGCAGACCCUCUCCCCCAAAGUGUGUCCAGAUUCUGCCUCUAGCCAAAGCAGAGGGGUCUGCCAUCCACUGCCCGCCUCCCGCCCCUCAGCUGCAUGUCCACCGACCACGCCUGCCUGAGGACAAAGGCUUGCACUGUCUGCACAGCCCCCCCACCCCCGGCCUGGCCCCUCACUCCUCCCCCAGCCAGUCUGAGCUGCCUGAGGAAGGAAGGACCCGCUUCCUGUUGUUGGUGCUAACUCCUUUGUGAUUCCAGCCCCCUGUGGCCUGUCCAUGGCCUGUCCUCCUGUUCGAGGCCUGUGGGGAAGUGCCCCCCCGCCCCCCGUCCCCCGCCCACCCCCAGGUUAGCCUGGGAAGGGUCUGGAGGGCUGGAUAGUCACGUGAGAACCAUGGACAAGGCUGGGCAGCGGUCCUUUCCCUCUCCCCUCAGGACUUGAGUGGGGGCAUGUCUCCACUGCCACCCUUUGUCCAGGCUGUGACCAGAAGGGAAUUAAGGGGGCACCAAUAGGGCAUCACACACACACACACACACACAGCUGUUUUUGUGGGGGGUGGAAGUGAGGCUGCAGCUGACAGUCCUGGAGGUCCAGGCCUGGGUGGGGAGGUGAAUUUGUGAGAGGCCUAGGGGGUGUGGAUGUGUGGGCUGUGUGUGCAUGUGCUGUGUAUGAGAGUUGUGUGUGGGGGUGGUGGCAGGUUGUGGGCUCUGGGUGUCUACACUUGUCCUCCCAGAGCUGCCCCCAGCUGGCCAGGCCCCAGUAAGCCCAGCGCCCCGGCGCCAGCCCCGUUCAGGGCCAAGCUUGUUUCAGGCUGCGGGGCCACAGCGCCCCCUGCUGGCAGACUCUCCCAGGGGCCCUGGAGCUGUUUACGCGGGCAAGGCCACCUUUCCUUUGCCAGGCGGGCCUGGCUUACCAACCCACUCACCUUGAUUGCACUCAGAAAUGUAUCUGAGGCUUCCUGGGAGUUCUGAGAGGGGUGGGUGGAUUUUUAGGUUAUUUGUUUUAAGUUUUAUCAGACUUCUUUUUAUAAAGCAAUAAAUCCAUUUCCCUACUGGUAAGGGAUGCCCCCUUCUAGCAUAUCAA
Messenger RNA from Capra hircus (goat), 3249 nucleotides. It is a transcript of the gene SLC43A2, whose product is annotated as solute carrier family 43 member 2. NCBI's taxonomy places the organism in Eukaryota, Metazoa, Chordata, Mammalia, Artiodactyla, Bovidae. The record is from RefSeq and is a predicted model, not a curated record. Gene Ontology annotation, biological process: transmembrane transport; neutral amino acid transport. Gene Ontology annotation, molecular function: L-amino acid transmembrane transporter activity; neutral L-amino acid transmembrane transporter activity. The coding region runs from base 118 to 1839 and encodes 573 amino acids. The transcript has 15 exons.